AUGAUGAAGAAAAUGGAUGCAAAGAUUGAUAAGGUUGCUCAGUCUAACCAAGCAUCCAUUUAUAAUUUAGAGGUGCAAGUAGGUCAAUUGGCUAAAUUGGUUGCAGAAAAAGAUCGAGGUAAGUUUCCUAGUACCACUGAAAUAAACCCUAGAGAAGGAGCUAUGGUUGUCACCUUGAGAAAUGGUAAGAUGUUGAAUGAAACUUUGAAAGAAAAAGAACCCAUGAGUGUUGAAAAAGAGAGUGAUAAAGAAGAAGAGCAAGUGUCUAAAGAGAAUUCUAGUGAUCAAAACCUCACUUCCUUUAAAAUUAAUAUUCCUUUUGCAGAAGCACUUGCUAAUAUGCCAUCUUAUGCCAAGUACAUUAAGGAAAUUGUAUCUAAUAAAAAGAAACUAGAAGAGUUUACUACUGUGCAUCUAAAUGAGGAGUGUAGUGCUAUUCUACAAAGCAAAUUACCUCCUAAGUUAAUGGAUCCAGGAAGUUUUUCUAUUCCUUGCACUAUUGGUAAUACUGUUGUUGAUAAAUGUUUAUGUGAUCUAGGUGCCAGUAUUAACCUUAUGCCUUUAACUCUUUUUAAGAAGUUGGAAAUAGCUGAAAUGAAGCCAACAACAAUCUCUCUUCAACUUGCUGAUAGAUCAAUCAAGUACCCGCUUGGAGUAAUGUAG
Ipomoea nil (Japanese morning glory) is the source of this 663-nucleotide messenger RNA. RefSeq lists its product as uncharacterized. The transcript is spliced from 2 exons. The coding region runs from base 1 to 663 and encodes 220 amino acids. Lineage: Eukaryota; Viridiplantae; Streptophyta; Magnoliopsida; Solanales; Convolvulaceae. The record is from RefSeq and is a predicted model, not a curated record.